Messenger RNA from Oppiella nova, 993 nucleotides. Lineage: Eukaryota; Metazoa; Arthropoda; Arachnida; Sarcoptiformes; Oppiidae. The record is from the annotation of a GenBank genome assembly.
AUGGACCCAAACAAUCAAAUGCCACAACCGAUUGACUCUUCGACGUGUAUCUCAUACAACCAAACAUUCGUUGAGAUAUCAUUGAUAGGAAAGGGUGGGUUUGGGACGGUAUAUAAAGUGAAGCACAAAUUGACUGGUCAGAUAUCUGCCAUUAAACGGAUCGAAUUAAAUGAUCUUAAGAAUGAAGAGUUCCUGGAUGUAACUGGAUUAGACCGAGAGAAUCCCGAUAACACUCCCUGGCCAUACACCUUUGACAAUGAUUUACAAGUAAAAAAGGCAACAAUACUGCGAUCCGGGAAUUCCCGAUACUUCUCUAUGGACUCCGAUCCCAGGGGUCGGGCUAUUGUUUUUGUGACCGUCGAUGGCCUGGACGUCGAGAUAAUGAGAUGGGAAUCCAUUUUCGGACAGUUAGGCUUCCAAUACGAGGUGUAUCGAGAGGUCCCGUGCUCUCAGAUAAGGAAUGUGCUAUUGGGGGUGUCGUGUCAGCGGUUUGACGCCGACGCCCUGUUUAUUAUGUUUAUCGGAGGCCUAUAUAACGGUAAACUCCGCGGGAGUGGCGACCGACCGGACAAUGAGAUGUCGGUCACGGAAAUUGUGGACAUGUUUUGCGAAAGCAAUUAUGUGGGAAAGGGUGGCCAACAUAUAGAAAGUGAUAUACAAAUGGAAAAUUUGCGCAAAAAUGUCAAUCAGCGCACCUAUGUCAUUUAUGCGCUCUCUAAAUCUGUGAAUUCAUGGCUUAAUCACGCAGAGGGUAUAACACUAUUUGGACAGGCGUUCAGUUAUACAAUAGCUCAGUACGCUUAUAACAUGCAUCUCACUGAUUUGGUUAACCUGACACGUAAACGACUGGCGUAUGAGCAGGGUGAUAGUGACCCGCAAAUAGUAAUGGACUUCGUAGACAUAUUGAGACAGAUAUAUUUCAAUCCAGGUCUUUAUAAGAGAAAAAUAAAUUUCAAUUAAAAAAUUUAUAUUAUUAUACAGUGUAAGUGGUGG